This is a messenger RNA of Peniophora sp. CBMAI 1063, 1341 nucleotides long. Lineage: Eukaryota; Fungi; Basidiomycota; Agaricomycetes; Russulales; Peniophoraceae. The record is from the annotation of a GenBank genome assembly.
AUGCAGCUACUCGCCUACUUCGGCACAUCGUCUUCGACCCUGGACCCUUGUCGCGAUAUGUGCGACAACUGCAUCAAGGCCCCCUACAUUCGCAAGCUUCAUGUCAGUGCAACAGCCAGCAACAUCGUCGCCUUGUUCUCCUCGAAACCAGUACUCGAUACGAGAGGAGUAAAUGGUAUAGGGAAAAUCAUCAACACACUUCGUGGAAGCUCUAGCGAGGCUGUGCUGCCACAAAAAGACAAUCUUGGGGAUCUAUUCGGCAUCGCGAGCAAGGUCAAUUACGAGACAGUCAAGGCUGUAUUUGGCAUGCUACUCGCACAUGGCGUGUUGCGAGGUAUACCCGAUGCAAAGGCCGGCGAGGCGAAGUGGGCGACGAAUCUCAAGUACUCGCUGGGCAUACGAGAGCUCGAGACGGAGCUAUACGAAGAUACCGACGAACAUGAGCAGCAGCAAAUGAUCCUACGUACGUUCGUGGCUGCUCCGACCAAUUCCUCGACUGGCGAGCACGAUCCUGCAGAGCAGCUGCAGCACACAAGUGUGCACAGAAGGCGAAGGCGAAGGCGAAUAGUCGAGACGAGCAGCGAGAGCGAUGUAGAUCCCGAAGACGAAGACGAAGGCGAUGGUGCUUUCACCGAUGAACGACCAGCUAUCACUAAGAAGGCGCGCGGCAAACUACCACAGCGCGAAGUCGAAUCGCCAGGCUCUGGCCGUUCGUCACUUUCCGCUCUCACACCGGUCACGCCGGACAGUUCGCAGUCGAGUGCCGCUUCGUCGCUUAAGCGUCAACGCGGCCCGAAGAUCUCGCCGCGCAAGCGCCGGCGUAUAGAAUCGGACGAUGAAGUAAUCGAGAUCUUCGACAGCAGCGACGAAGACCUAGUCAGGCCUAUGCCUCGCAGGUCGGCACAGUCGAAAGCACCGCCGCGGCCACGCCAGCCGGAAAAAUCGCAAAAGACCGUCGCGAACGAACGCCCGAAUGCUCGCGGUCGCCGGUCGCGAGAGCAAGACGACCCUCUCGUUCCCGAGGUCGACCCGCCCUCCAAAUAUGCGGCGGCAUUCGAGUUCCUGUGGGGCGCACGUCGUACGGCCUUCGAGAGAUACGCCGGCCGCACUGGCGCGACGAACGAGCGCGACGUCCUGAGUGACCGUGCGCUCCUCGCGCUCGCCGUCCAUCUGCCCUUCGACUGCCCUGCAUUUGCGGCAGCAUUGGCGGGCUGCGAGACAGACCCGAGCUCAAAGUGGCCCCUGUACGGGGUCUACUUCCGCAGUGUCCUCAAGAGCAAGGCCUUCGAAAAAACGCUGACGGCCCAGGAAAGCCCGUCGGCGGCCCAGGUUUCAGAGUGA